Bathycoccus prasinos is the source of this 924-nucleotide messenger RNA. RefSeq names its product phosphatidylinositol-4-phosphate 5-kinase. NCBI's taxonomy places the organism in Eukaryota, Viridiplantae, Chlorophyta, Mamiellophyceae, Mamiellales, Bathycoccaceae. Gene Ontology annotation, biological process: phosphatidylinositol metabolic process. The transcript has a single exon. The coding region runs from base 1 to 924 and encodes 307 amino acids. The record is from RefSeq and is a predicted model, not a curated record. Gene Ontology annotation, molecular function: phosphatidylinositol kinase activity.
AUGAUUAUUGGCAACGAAUUAGUUGAAACUCUUUAUGAUGACAUUUUCACUAAGGUGAGGAGCGGAUUUGGCGUUUCGGAUGAGUUUCUACUCUCAAAUUUUGAUUUUGAAAAUCUUCGAGAAGGAGGAGGAAAGGGAGGAAGUUUGUUGAGUCGUUCGUUGUGUGGAAACUUUUUUGUGAAGGAGCUCUCCAAAUCUGACAAACACACCAUAUUGAGUGGAAGUUUUUGUGAGUUGUAUUCGGAGUGUGUACUUUCAAGGGAUUCUCUACUAUGCCGAAUUCUGUGUAUAUUUACAAGACGCGUGGACGGAAAAUUAUAUAUUGCCAUGGGUAACUGCAUUCCUAUAUCUGAAAAAAGUUGGGAUUUGAUUUAUGACUUGAAGGGUACCGCAGAUGACAAGACUUUAGUACGAAACGGGAAAACUGUAGACGAAGUUCACAAGAGAUUUUGGAGGCUGGAUUGGAUGUUUUUAGAGGCCAUUGGUAAAGUAACUAAGAAUCGCCUUCGCUACGUUGAGGGUAAAAGAGAGGCUUUUACGAGCUCAAUUAUUCUCACUACUGAACAGAAAAAAGAAAUUAUGACUACGAUCAAACGAGACUUGCAGUUUUUCGUUGAGCAAGACUUAAUGGAUUAUUCUAUGAUAGUGGCGAUUAAACAAAUAGAUAAAGUGCAUGAGAAAAUUUCUUUCGAAAGUACCGCGAUUCACGAGGAUAUGUACAAUUCCUUCAAAGUUUGGGAUGGUGACAAGUUAUAUAUAGUUUAUGUUGGAAUUAUAGAUUUUCUGCAAGGUUGGACAACGGGAAAGAGAGUGGCUCACGUAAUAAAAUGUAUGUUUGCACCAAAACCUAUUUCUACAGUGCACCCAGUCGUGUAUGCUGAGCAAUUUGAGAAUUUUUUCGAAAAGAAAUUCUGCACAACAUAG